This is a messenger RNA of Portunus trituberculatus (swimming crab), 5023 nucleotides long. RefSeq names its product phosphoinositide 3-kinase regulatory subunit 4-like (gene Vps15). Gene Ontology annotation, cellular component: phosphatidylinositol 3-kinase complex, class III, type II; nucleus-vacuole junction; late endosome. Gene Ontology annotation, molecular function: ATP binding; protein binding; protein serine/threonine kinase activity. The transcript is spliced from 30 exons. The record is from RefSeq and is a predicted model, not a curated record. Gene Ontology annotation, biological process: protein targeting to vacuole; autophagy of peroxisome; protein phosphorylation. Bases 171 to 4148 code for a protein of 1325 amino acids. Lineage: Eukaryota; Metazoa; Arthropoda; Malacostraca; Decapoda; Portunidae.
GCUGUUUGGGCGCUGAGAUGGGAGGUCCCGCAGGAGAAGAAACAACACAACAGUCAGUCAGGCAGAGGGUCGCUGUUGUGGUGAGGAGAAACGCAGUCGCUGAUUUAUCCAUUCACUAGUGUCAAAAAUGUUGAAUUGCACCUGUUACUGAUACUUUGAGUGGAGACAUAAUGGGGAAUCAUCUGGCUGGUAUUGCUCCAUCACAAAUCUCACCAGUUGAGACGUACCUAUCUGAUCUUCCUGAUGUCCAGUAUGAAUCAAGUUUGGGAAGCACCAGGUUCCUCAAAGUUGCCAAGUGUAAGAUGUGGGAAGGUCUUGUAGUGGUGAAAGUGUUUGUUAUCCAUGACCCAACACUACAACAUCAGCUCUCCACAUAUAAAAAGAAAAUUGAAGAUGUCUCAACUAAAUUAAUAACAGCACCCAAUUGUCUGCAGUUUCAGUACUUAAAGGUAACAGAGAAGGCUGGAUUGAUGAUCAGACAGUAUGUGAAGAGCAACUUGUAUGAUAGACUUUCAACAAGACCCUUUCUGACAUCCAUAGAAAAGAAGUGGAUUGCUUUUCAGCUUUUGUAUGCUCUAAAGCAAGCUCAUCAACAGGGGGUUUACCAUGGUGAUGUGAAGCUUGAAAAUGUUAUGGUAUCUUCAUGGAAUUGGCUGUUACUGGCAGACUUUGCCACCAUCAAGCCCACAACACUACCAGAAAAUGACCCUGCAGAUUUCACAUACUUUUUUGAUACUUCUCGCAGACGGACAUGUUACCUUGCACCAGAAAGGUUUUCAAGUGCUCUCCAAACUGAGUCCCAACAUGCAGUAAUGGAUGUAAAAGAUAAAGAUGUCCUCACACCAGCUAUGGAUGUAUUCUCUGCUGGAUGUUGUCUUGCUGAAUUGUUUACAGAGGGUCAUGCUCUGUUUGAUCUGACACAAUUGUUGGCUUACCGAGUGGGAGACUACCUUCCCACCAAGGUGCUGGACAAGAUUGAUGAUCCACGAGUGAAGGCCAUGGUUGAACACAUGAUACAGAGGGAUCCCAGCAGCAGGCAAAGCAUAGAUCAGUAUCUGGAUCAGGAACGAGGACUUGCAUUUCCUGAGCACUUCUACUCCUUUCUGUGGCCUUUCCUGAAGCAGUUUGCAGUGACGCCCAUUAUGCCACAUGAUGACAAAAUUAAACAAAUCAAGAAUAGCUUAAGUGACAUUCUUGUGGCUCUGGGAGCAGAAGAUAAAGAUUUAAUCAAUGAAGAGGCUGUCGAUGAAGAGAAAAAAGAUAAAGAAAAGCCAGACAGGAAAUGUGAAGCACUAAUUAUUAUAUCAUCCUUGAUCAGUUCAUCUCUAAGGGCCUUGCACUUCACGUCGUCUAAGUUGGAUGCACUUGAAUUACUUGGGAAAUUAUCAGAAUAUGUACCAGAUGAAAUAAUUUUGGAUCGAAUUCUACCAUAUAUAUUCCACCUCUUGCAUGAUGAUGAACCUCGAGUGCGGGUGUGUUCUAUCCACACACUCACUCACUGCCUCACCCUUGUGGCAAGUGUACCAAGAUCUGAUGCAAAUAUUUUUCCGGAGUACAUCCUCCCAAGCCUUGCUGAUAUCAUACAAGAUGAAGUCAUCAUUGUGCGGCAAGCUUAUGCAGAAAAUAUAGCUACUAUAGCUGAAACAGCACUAAGAUUUUUGGAGUACAGUCAGUUACAAGGAAUGAUGACAUCAUAUAGCUAUGAAACAGAGUUGGCAACUCUUCAAGAGGUCAUCCAACAAAAGGUGGCUACAAUGUUCUCAGAUCCAUCAAAUGUAGUGAAGCGGACUCUCAUGGAAAAGACUGUCACAAAACUGUGUGUAUUCUUUGGCAAGCAGAAAGCUAAUGAUGUGCUUCUCUCUCAUAUGAUAACCUUUUUAAAUGACAAGCAUGAUCGUCAUCUGCGACUGUCGUUCUUCACCAGCAUUGUUGGAGUAGCAGCAUAUAUAGGCUGUCACUGUGCUGAUAUUCUUAAGCCUUUAUUAUUGCAGGGACUAAGUGAUGCUGAAGAGUCUGUGGUUGUAGCAGCUAUUGAGGCCAUGACAUCAUUGACAGAGUUGGGUCUUUUCCCCACCCACCUGCAAUGUGAUCUCCUCACUCACACAUCACCGCUUCUUAUACACCCGAACCUUUGGAUACGCCAGUCUGUGGUUGGCCUGGUGAGUGUCAUAGCUGGCUUGCUACCCUUGGUCAAUGUUCAGACAGCCAUUGUUGCCAGAGUUCAGCCAUUCCUGGUGAAGCCUCUCCUGCAGCUAAACAGAGAAGUUUGCAUACUGUCGUGUUUGCGUCCUCCUAUCUCACGAGAGGUGUUUGAUGCUCUGGUGAAGAGUGCCGAUGUUGGACAGGUUCUUUCACUCCUUCAGGAUGCACAGAAGCAGAAAAUUCCUUUAGCUACAUUGCCGUCAAGUCUCUCACAUAUUGAUCAUCCCACCAGAAAUCUGUUGAGACGCUUGGUUGGUGGUGGACUGACUGAAGAAAAUAUUGAACAGCUGAUCAAGAUGCAAGACCAUCUAACUCGCCUCCAGCGACAGAAAAAGGCGACAGAAGCCAUCCGUAGCAGCUCACAACAGCAGCAGCAACAGCUUGGCUUGAUCAGUAUCGGUGAAAAGCGAGUACCUACACGUAGUUAUCACCUUUUGCCUGAAGAUGGAAGGAUUGAUGGCUCAACUUUACAUUUGUCACACAAAGGAUUAAUCCAGUCUCCCAGUUUGGCUAUGAAUGAAGAAUGGCAGGCCAUGUUUGGCACCACAGAAGACUGUGGCUCCCCUGGAAGAGCAGCAGAGAACAGAUCUGUAUCUCCUGUGGACUCUGAGACAGGACACAGUGGACCAGCCACUGUUCCAGGCUCAAAAUCAACACCUGAAGGGGAUAAGAAGGGAAAAAUAAAAUGUGUAUCUAGCUGUAAAAAGGAGCUUGAAAGUCUGGUAGCUAUAAAGUGUGAGGAGCACCUUGAGUGUGUAAGGAAGAGGAGGGCUUUGGACACCCUGGCCUGGGAUACACGGUUGCCACCACCUGGCUGGCGACCAAGAGGACACCUGAUGGCCCAUCUCCAUGAACACCAUGGCUCUGUCAACAGGCUUGUGCCGAUUGGUGAUUCAUCAAUUUAUGCCAGCUGCUCCAGUGAUGGAACAGUCAAAGUGUGGGACUGCUACCGAAUUGAGAGGAAGUUUGCAAUUAACAGAUCCAAAUUUACAUAUAGUCGUCAAGGUGGAUCCAUACUAGCCAUCACUCCUUGCAUCACGACACAAAGUAUUGCUUCUGCUUCGACUAAUGGAUCUAUACAUGUUGUGAGACUCGACAAAAUGACUUUGGCAAAUAGUUGCCAGCUAGUUCCAGAGAAAGAUGGAUAUGUUGUGGAUAUGCACUUCUUUGAUACAGGAUCUCAGUCUGUAUUAACAUAUGCAACUGUGUAUGGCACAAUAGUUGGUUGGGAUCUACGGGCCCCUGAAGUUGCCUGGAAGCUGGAGAAUGGCCCCAGGAAAGGAGUCAUUACUUCUUAUGCCUUGGAAGGAACUCAGAGUUGGUUAGUGGCGGGAACCAGCAGUGGGCAUCAUGUGUGUUGGGAUCUUAGAUUCAUGCUGCCAAUCUCUACAAUCACUCAUCCAAGAGGUGCUGCUGUGCGUCGGGUCAAUAUGCACCCUAAAGAAGGCUCCUGGGUAGUGUCUGCAAUCAAUGGCAACAAUGAAAUCUCUAUGUGGGAUAUGGAGACCCAGUCCAGGCACAUGACUUUGUGGGCUAGUCCUAAGCCUCCUCUUUGCAUGACUCAGCCCUGUAAUAACAGUGUGUUGGGGAUGUAUGUUGGCCAAGGAGACAGAGGAGCAUACGUCCUGGCUGGUGGCACAGAUUCCAUACUGCGUUAUUGGGACUUGUGUGACCCGAAGUCUUCCUACAUAGUAUGUCAUGGAGCCAAUGACAGCCUGGGAUCCUGCUCCUACAGUUCUCGAGUUGUAGAUGGGACUGAAGUUAUUGUGGAAAGUACCUCUAAGCCACGGACCAAUCCUAGUGCUGGAGAUGACAUGCCCAGAAGAGGACCAGACCAGCCUCCUCCUGGACACAAGGACAUUAUAUCAGAUGUCAUUGUAAUGAAUGAACCCCAGCGACUCGUUAUCACCUCAGCUCGAGAUGGAACCAUAAAAAUGUGGAAGUAAGCAGAGGUAUGCAAUAUUUGUACAUUAUAAUAUGAGCUCUAGAAAUAUUAUUUAGACAACAGAAAGUGGAAUAUUUAAUAAACUUUAUUACUAAAUUAUUAUAGUACUUCAUAUUUUCUUAAGGAAUGAGUUUAAUGGACCAGUAUGAAAUUUACAUAUGUUUGUAUGUUUUUUUGGAUUAAAGAGCAGUGAUACAGGUUAGUAGACAAAUGCAGCAGAAUUGGUAAAAUUUAUAUUAAGAUUAAGUAAGGAAGAUGUAUUUAAUUUCAUUCUGAAUAUAUAGUCAUUUCUUUGUGAUAUUACUAUUGAUUAAUUGUGCGUAUGUGCGAAAGUAUGUGUGUGUAUUGUGUGUGUGUAUGCAGUACAGCAUCCCCAAGGUCAGAAUUAAACUAUAUUAAACAUGCAGAAAUUGUUUUGAUAUCAGAGAAAGCUCUUUUCAGCUGUUCUUGUUAAUACUGUAUAUCAUAGUAAGAGUGAGUAGUGGGGUGUGUAGUGUAAUGUGAGUCAUGAGUGUCGGGGUCUUGGGCCCUGGUUUGUUGAUGACCCAGGCAACCCAGCGUCAGAAUAUUCAAGGGCUAAUGUACAGGAGUUUCCAGUUGGCUCCUGAAAAAUAUUUUAGCUUUUUUUUUUUUUUUUUUUAAUCUAAAUACACAGCUCUGAGCUCUGUUGUAAAAUUUCAUUGUUCUAUAGAACAGAUGAAAUCGGUUAGAUUUAUAAUUUAAACCUUUCCAUGUGUUUUAAGAUUCAUGACACUUGUAAUAUGCAGUGUUGAACAGUGAAUGGUGACUGCAUUGUCAAUGAUAUGAUGUCCAUGGUUUAGUGUGUGAUCAUCUUCAUAAAUGUUCUAACAUUUUUAUUUAUGUAUUUUAAGUAUA